Molecule: messenger RNA, 1659 nt
Organism: Carya illinoinensis
Lineage: Eukaryota; Viridiplantae; Streptophyta; Magnoliopsida; Fagales; Juglandaceae
Product: U3 small nucleolar ribonucleoprotein protein IMP4
Exons: 10
Coding region: 570-1451 (293 amino acids)
Biological process (GO): rRNA processing
Cellular component (GO): small-subunit processome; Mpp10 complex; nucleolus
Molecular function (GO): rRNA primary transcript binding; snoRNA binding
Source: RefSeq, a predicted model, not a curated record
UAAAAACCCUACUUCCGAUUCCUAACCCACGUACUCCACGCCGCCCCAAAGGUUUUUUUUCUCCUCCUUGUUCUCACUCUCCCUCUCCUCUUCUCACGCCGUCCCCCUCUUCGGUGUCUUCGUCUGCAACGGUUUUUCCAACGCAGCGGCGCAGCCUCGGCCUCCCGUCCUCGUCUUCAACCCACGCAGCAGCGGCCCACGGCCACACCCAGUGGCACACGGCGCCACGCCCACUGGUCAUAGCCCACGUCGACGGCCAUACCCAGUGGAAGAAGAGAUAUCUGUGUUUCAAAGGUACUUGUGUUAUGGUGAGAGAGAGAUUCCCCAACCAAAAACAGAGUAUAGAUGCGGAUGAAAUGAGCAUGGUGAGAAACCAGAGGAAUGAGUUCCUGAUUGCUUAGCAAUGUUAGCAUUGGCGGCAUUAUAUAUAACCCAAAACCCAGUGGGAAAAUAUCGCCAAACAUAUGUUCUAAAAACCGUAGUGAAAUCUCGGGUUUUCUUCACCUUCUUCUACUUCUUCCUGUCUCUCUCUGAAGUUCUCUCUCUGUAAAACCAUUGUUUUGGGGAAGAUGUUCCGCAGAAACAUACGGCUGAGGAGAGAGUAUCUGUACAGAAAGAGCUUAGAAGGCAAAGAACGUUUCCUCUAUGAGAAAAAGCGAAAGAUCAAAGAAGCCCUGCAAGAGGGUAAGCCGAUUCCCACGGAGCUACGGAACGAGGAGGCGGAGCUUCGGCACCAAAUAGACCUUGAGGACGAAAGCACAGUUGCCCCGAGGACACACAUUGAUGAUGAGUAUGCAAAUGCAGCGGAAAGAGAUCCUAAAAUUUUAAUAACUACAUCCCGUAAUCCAAGUGCCCCACUUACACAGUUUGUAAAGGAAUUGAAGUUUGUCUUUCCUAAUGCACAACGAAUGAAUCGUGGUGGUCAGGUUAUUAAAGAAAUUAUUGAAACUUGCCGUGCACAUGAUUUUACAGAUGUUAUCUUAGUUCAUGAACACCGUGGUGUGCCAGAUGGUAUGACUAUAAGCCAUUUACCUUUUGGUCCAACUGCCUAUUUUGGAUUACUCAAUGUCGUUACAAGACAUGACAUUAAAGACAAGAAGACCAUUGGAACAAUGUCUGAGGCUUACCCACACUUGAUACUUGACAAGUUUUCAACCAAGCUAGGUGAAAGGACAGCAAACAUUUUGAAGUAUCUAUUCCCCCUGCCUAAGCCAGAUACCAAACGCAUUAUAACCUUUGCUAAUGUGUCUGACUAUAUUUCGUUCAGGCAUCACAUUUAUGAGAAGCCUGGAGGUCCUAAAUCAAUCGAGCUUAAAGAAAUUGGUCCUCGGUUUGAAAUGCGGCUUUAUCAGAUAAAGUUAGGAACAGUGGAUCAGGAUGAAGCUCAGACUGAAUGGGUAAUCAGACCAUACAUGAACACGACGAAGAAACGGAAGUUUCUGGGAGAUUAAUUCCAACUCAAAAAUAAUUUCAAGCUUUGUUUUGUUUGAAUUUUUGUGAUCGAUCUUGAACAUUAAUGUGCUUAAGCUGGCUUCUCUCAUAUUCAGAAAUGGAAGAACAGCCUGAAAUUGUUGCUGGAGAUUUUGUUUUUGUUUGCAUCCAAGAAACAGAUGUUUUUUGCGCUCUCAUUAAUAGCAGCAAUCAGCCUAAGCAUGCAAA